AUGGCAGAUACGUCACUUUCAAGCCUCUUCUGGAGCAAAUCCAGUGUGCGGCCGGAAAUAGCUGCGGCUCUAGCUCUGCUCGGCCUUUUAGUGAUUGCUAGACUGACCCUUCGGACAUAUCGCAUACACGGCCAUCCUCUUAAAUCAUUCAAGGGUCCCCCAGAGGCGUGCGUUCCGGAAGACUGGCUUUACAAGGUUACGAAGGACGGUACUGCCGAGCAAAAAUUCGAAGCUCUUCACAAAAAGUACAACACUAAGGCUCUUCGUAUUGGACCAAACGAGCUUCAUAUUUCUGAUAUCGAGCUGUACAAAGUGAUCUACAAGCAGUCCAAGCCAUUCCUCAAGCAUGCCCCAUUUUACGAUGGAUUCAACACACCCCAUACUGUGUUUGCGGAAAUCGAUCCUCGCUUGCAUAAAGAGCGUCGACGCAUGCUGAAUCCCUUGUUCUCGAAGGUGGGGGUUUACAAGUUGGAACCUCUGAUUCAUGAGAAGAUUUACGUGCUCUCAUCCAAAAUCAACCGCCUCUGUGGCUCCCAGGAGAUUGAUAUCUACAAUGCAGUUCGCCUUUUGACUACAGAGAUUAUCACGGAAUUUGCCUUCGCGAGAUCAGCUAACCUCAUCGAGGAGAGAACUGAGGAAAUGGAUUCAUGGUUCCUUGACGCUUUCGACGUUGGCUCCCAAAGUGUGGUCGAUUUACAGUACAAUUAUUUUCUUCGACAACUCGUGAGAAUACUACCAGUUGGCAUUAGCGAACUUUUGAACCCCAAGCUUGCCUCUAUCCUCAAUUUACAAAAGUUUGCGGCAGAUUGUAUGCGGCAUUGGCAGAAGUCGUCAGGAAGCUCCUCUCAUCCUGUUAUCUUCGAUAGCCUGAAGUCAAUCUCAGACAGCGCCAAGGUUUCUGAGGCUAUGGACAUUCUCAUCGCCGGUGCUGACACCACAGCAUCUACGCUGACAACUGGGUUUUAUCAUAUCCUCUCCAAUCCAACAAUCCAAAAACGCCUUGUGCGGGCACUCGACGAGGCCAUGCCAGAAUCCGGAUCAUUAAUUUCACUCCAAUCUUUGGAGAAAGUGGAAUACUUGUCGGCGUGUGUCAAAGAAUCUAUUAGGGUUGGUAUGGCUGUACCUGGUCGUCUCCCUCGUGUCGUCCCCAAUGGUGAUCCGUUUGUUGUCGAAGGAAAACUCGUCCCCCCGGGUACCAUCGUUGGCAUGUCAGCGUACACCAUGCAUAAUUCUAUAGAUGCUUGGGGACCCGACGCCCGCGAGUUCAACCCUGACCGUUGGAUCGGACCCGAGUCUAAGGAUCUGGAGAAAUGGCUAUGCACAUUUUCCAAAGGUGCACGGAUGUGCUUGGGCCAAAAUGUUGCACCAGCUGAGAUGACCCUCACAUUUGCCCACUUGUUCCGCAAUCACGAGCUGAGCCUCCCCAAAGGGAAUAUGGCACCGAAGGGGAUUGAUCGCUUUACCUUACAGUUCGAAAAGCCGGGAUUACCCGUAGUGUUUAAACCUCGUCAGUGA
Penicillium odoratum is the source of this 1515-nucleotide messenger RNA. Its product is annotated as cytochrome P450. Lineage: Eukaryota; Fungi; Ascomycota; Eurotiomycetes; Eurotiales; Aspergillaceae. The record is from RefSeq and is a predicted model, not a curated record. The transcript has 7 exons. The coding region runs from base 1 to 1515 and encodes 504 amino acids. Gene Ontology annotation, molecular function: heme binding; monooxygenase activity; oxidoreductase activity, acting on paired donors, with incorporation or reduction of molecular oxygen.